Trypanosoma conorhini is the source of this 2091-nucleotide messenger RNA. Its product is annotated as putative SET and MYND domain-containing protein 3. Gene Ontology annotation, molecular function: protein binding. The record is from RefSeq and is a predicted model, not a curated record. Gene Ontology annotation, cellular component: nucleus. Lineage: Eukaryota; Euglenozoa; Kinetoplastea; Trypanosomatida; Trypanosomatidae. Bases 1 to 2091 code for a protein of 696 amino acids. The transcript has a single exon.
AUGCUGCGCGCCCCGCAGGACCGGCUGGUGGCGUGUGUGCACCCCUCCGACCCGGCCGCCGACGCCGGGCGCUACGCGGUCGCGAAGGCCGACAUAAGCCCCGGCGAGCUUCUCCUGCUCGCCGCCCCCUACGCCGUGGCGACGAACCCCAAUGAAGCGCCCAGCGCGAUGCACAUCGCGGAAAAGGCGGAGGACUGGGUGGAGGCGUCCGCGUGCACGCGCCCGGUGGGCACCGCGAUGGUAAGGCGGAGGAAGAAAAACGGGCCCCUGCCCGCCUCCAUGCCGAGCGGGUACGUGCCUGUCUCCCCCUACUCCACACGCUGCUGCAGCUGCCUGCGGAGCAUCGCCGGGGGCAGCUUCUUCCUCAACUACGAGACCAUCCGGUGGGUCUCGGGGAACAUCGCCGCGGAGCACGCCAGGCGUGAGGAGGAGCGCUGGCUGAAGGAAGAGGAUGACGCCGCCCAGGCAAAGGCCGCGAACGUCGACCCUGACAAGGAGCUGGGGGAGGGCAGUGACGACGGCGAUGGGGGUAAACAACAGAGAAAACUGCAGAAGCCUACCAGGUCGGCGCGGAUGCGCUCCAAGGGGUACAUGGCGCUGAAGCAGAAGUUGUCAGAAGCCGCCGCGCAGCGGCGGGAGUCGGAAAUGCUCGACUGCCAUCUAAAGGCGAUGCAGGUGGAGUGUGCAGAGGCGGCGGCGGCGGCGUGGCCAGAGCGUGUGGUGGAAGGGAGCGCCAGCCUUCCCGCGGAGGUGCUGAGCCAAGGCUUCUGUGGAUGUGCCGGGUGUGGCGUGCUUGUCUACUGCUCAAGGGCAUGUUGGGAGGAGCACCACGAGUUGCACCGAACCUCGGGCGUGUGUCGGACGCUGCGCAGCGUGUACCCCGCACUCGCCAAGGCGUUUUGUGUGGGCGGCGGAAACCAGUCCAAGGCAGCCGGGAGAAGGCGAUUUUCCGCUGACUCCUGGAGCCCAAAGCAUUGGCCCCGGCGAACCAGCGACGACGACGCGUGGGAGAUGCAGUCACUGCUCUUGUUUGCCCUGCUAGUGGCACGCUGUGCAAAGGAGGGGUUUGCCGGCCGCAUGGCGGAGGAGGCACACGACAAGGGCGGAGAAGCGGGAGGCGAAGCCUAUUGCGUUGCCACGGGUCAAACUGUCCCACCCCCAAGCGCAGAAAACACAGGGCAACGCGUCGGUGCUACUACUACGACGACUGCCGCCGCCGAGGUGCAGCUUCCAGCCGCAACGAUGUCGAUUGCCAGGGACUCUGCAGCACCGUGCGAGGUGGAAGUAAUUCGCCUCGCACGCCUGCAGUGCGGCGGUGCGGUGGAGGUCGUGGACCCCAAAGCCCUUGAGGAGAAGACAGGCACGCAUUCCACAGAGUCGGCCUCACACCUGUACGUCGCCCAUCGGGGACACAUGGCGCUCUCCCCGUGCGGCAAGCACGAGGCGACGCACGCCGUCCGAGAGCCACGAUGGGUGGAUGCCGCCCGGUUGGUUACAAACCUUUCCGUCAUGUGCAAGGAGUCGCGCCGCAUGUUUCAUCGCAGCUACCGCCGCUUUACCAAAUUUUUUCUUCCUUGGCUGGAGGCGGAUGCGGGUGGGGAGGCCGGGCUGACUGUCACGGCCGCCUUCUUUGAUCGCCUGUGUGCCGCAGUGAAGUGCAACAGCUUUGGCCUCUUUGACGCUGACGGCAGCUGCCUCGGCGUCGCCCUCUACCCAGAGGCCUCCUACUUCAACCACAGCUGCAGCCCAAAUAUCUGCCGCGUCACGCACCGUGGCCGCCUUGCAGCAUUUUAUGCGCUUCGCAGGAUACAGCGAGGGGAGCCGCUCACCAUUUGCUACGUUGAUGUUCAGGAGACCUCUACGGCGGAGCGCCGCCGCCUGCUUCUCUCCUCCUACCGCUUUUUUUGCGAGUGCGAGCGCUGCCGUGGGGCGACCACCGCGGCACCGGGCGUUCGCCUCUGCAAUGCGUGCGCUGUACGCGGCUACGUUGUCCCCGUUCCGCCUCCGGCGGCUGCGUCGUGGGGGAUGGAGGCUGUGCGGGAGGGAAUGUGCUCCGUCUGCAAGACCCGUGUGCCGUGGCGUCCGCAGUAG